Galeopterus variegatus (Sunda flying lemur) is the source of this 1041-nucleotide messenger RNA. It is a transcript of the gene SLC10A2, whose product is annotated as solute carrier family 10 (sodium/bile acid cotransporter), member 2. Gene Ontology annotation, molecular function: bile acid:sodium symporter activity. Gene Ontology annotation, cellular component: apical plasma membrane. Gene Ontology annotation, biological process: bile acid and bile salt transport. NCBI's taxonomy places the organism in Eukaryota, Metazoa, Chordata, Mammalia, Dermoptera, Cynocephalidae. The transcript has 6 exons. The record is from RefSeq and is a predicted model, not a curated record. Bases 1 to 1041 code for a protein of 346 amino acids.
AUGAGUAAUUUGAUGGACUGUGAUGCCAACGCAACCAUUUGCAAUGGUUCAUCCUGUGUGGUACCUGAGAGCAAUUUCAAUUCCAUUCUGAGUGUGACCCUGAAUACUGUGCUCACAUGCCUGUUGGCCAUGGUGAUGUUCUCUAUGGGAUGCAACGUGGAACUCCACAAAUUCCUGGGGCACAUAAGGCAUCCUUGGGGCAUCUGCGUGGGCUUCCUCUGUCAGUUUGGAAUCAUGCCUCUCGUGGGAUUCAUCCUAGCAUUGGCCUUUGAAGUCCUGCCUAUCCAGGCCGUGGCGAUUAUCAUCACGGGCUGCUGCCCCGGAGGGACUGCCUCCAACAUCUUGGCCUACUGGGUCGAUGGCGACAUGGACCUGAGCGUCAGCAUGACGACAUGCUCCACGUUGCUCGCCCUUGGAAUGAUGCCGCUGUGCCUCUAUAUCUACACCAAAAUGUGGGCCAGGACUGGGACCAUCGUAGUUCCUUAUAACAACAUAGGUAUUUCUCUGGUGGCACUUGUUAUCCCUGUUUCCGUUGGAGUGUUUGUUAAUCACAAAUGGCCCAAACAAGCAAAGCUCAUACUUAAAGUCGGGUCCAUCACAGGUGCUCUCCUCAUUGUGAUCAUUGCCGUGAUCGGAGGGAUAUUGUACCAAAGUGCCUGGGUUAUCGUUCCCAAGCUGUGGAUUAUAGGAACAAUAUUUCCUGUGGCUGGUUACAGCCUGGGGUUUCUUCUGGCCAGAAUAGCUGGUCAGUCCUGGUACAGGUGCCGAACAGUUGCUUUGGAAACAGGGAUGCAGAACACCCAGCUGUGUUCGACCAUCGUACAUCUCUCCUUCUCCACCGAGGAUAUUAGUCAAGUGUUUACCUUCCCACUCAUCUAUACCGUUUUCCAGCUUGUCUUUGGAGCAGCAGUCUUAGGACUUUACAUGGCAUACAAGAAAUGUCACGGGAAAAAUAAUGCAGAAUUUCCAGAGAGCAAAGACAAUGAAAUAGAGCCAAGUCAUCAUAAGACGAAUGAUGGAUUUCAGCCAGAUGAAAAGUAG